GCAGCGCUGCUGUACAUUGCGCAUACGUCAAGUGUUGCGCGCUAUAUAAAAAGACAGCGUCGUGUGCUAAGAAACAGUUAAUAGAAGCUUGCAGCUGUGAAAGCAAGUUAAGAUGUUGUUGAAAGUGUUGACGCUGCUGCUGCUUUGCGCCACCUUGGGCUGGGCUAAGGAAAGCUACGAGGGCUACAAGAUCUACGAUGUAACUGCGCGUAAUAAUUUUGAGAAGCAGCUACUGCUGCGUUUGGCCAACAAUGUGGACUACGAUUUCUUUGAAAUGCCGCGUGCGCUGCAUGCGCCCGCUAGAGUUAUGCUAAUGCCCAAGGAUCAGCCUGGCUUUGAGUCGCUGCUGCAGCGUUUCAAUAUGGAAUAUCUGGUGGUUAGCGAGAACUUGGCCAGAUCACUGCAGCAGCAGCAAGGCGAGCGCUUGAUGAGCUCACGUGCCACCGAAACUCGCGGCAUUAGCUUCACUGCUUUCCAGCGUCAUGCCGACAUCAACGCUUAUCUGGACUCGCUAGCCAAGGCCUAUCCCAGUCGCGUUAGCGUGAAGGUUGCUGGUCAGUCGUAUGAGAAGCGCGAUUUGAAAACUAUAACCAUUUCGAAUGGUGAUGGCCGCCAGGGAAAGAAUGUCAUCUUCUUGGAUGCGGGCAUACAUGCGCGUGAGUGGAUUGCUCCAGCGGGCGCGCUUUAUGUCAUCUAUCAGCUGGUGGAGAACUUUGUUAUGUAUCAGGAUUUGCUUAAGGAUUACGAUUGGGUUAUACUGCCUGUCGUCAAUCCCGAUGGCUAUGAGUACUCGCAUAGCACUACACGCAUGUGGCGCAAGACGCGCAAACCCGUUACCAGCACCUGCAGCGGCACCGACGCCAAUCGCAACUUUGACUUCCACUGGGGUGAGGUGGGCGCCUCCAGCAUCGCCUGUGCAGAUACCUACAAGGGCAGCACCGCUUUCUCCGAGCCAGAAACGCAAACUGUUAGAGAUUUGCUGCUGGAGCUGAAGGGACGCGGCAAGUUCUAUCUGACGCUGCAUUCUUAUGGCAACUAUCUGCUUUAUCCUUGGGGCUAUACUUCUGAUCUGCCCGCUGACUGGCGCAAUAUUGAUGAAGUUGCUAAGGCUGGCGCUGCUGCUAUUAAAAAAGCGACUGGCACUAAAUACACCGUGGGCAGCUCCACCAAUGUGCUCUAUGCCGCCGCUGGGGGUAGCGAUGAUUACGCUUAUGCCAUGGCUAAGUUCCCCAUUUCUAUUACAAUGGAACUGCCAGCUGGUGGCACUGGCUUUGACCCCACUCCUGCACAGAUAUUGCCGAUGGUUUCCGAAACCUGGGAGGGUAUUCAUGCCAUGGCCAAACAGGUCAUCGACAAAUACUAAGCGCCAAAUAAAACGCAAACAUAUUUUCUAUAGCCA
Drosophila busckii is the source of this 1399-nucleotide messenger RNA. Its product is annotated as carboxypeptidase B. The transcript is spliced from 3 exons. Gene Ontology annotation, molecular function: metallocarboxypeptidase activity; zinc ion binding. The coding region runs from base 113 to 1363 and encodes 416 amino acids. The record is from RefSeq and is a predicted model, not a curated record. NCBI's taxonomy places the organism in Eukaryota, Metazoa, Arthropoda, Insecta, Diptera, Drosophilidae. Gene Ontology annotation, biological process: proteolysis.